AUGAUGGAAGCUUCACCAGUAUACGUGCGUACACUCGAUCGGUGCCCAUUUGAGGCCUGCUCAGCGGUCCACAUUUGGGAUUUGUCGAUGCGAGCGAUGCACAUUUGGGAUUUGUCCAUACGGUGUGGUCCACAUUUCAUCGCAACGCCUGAAUUUAAAUUUUACAACUUAUUGCAAUUUUUAGUUAUGAUAAAUCGACUCUUAUCAGGUUCUUUCGCCGCCGCUUCCUCGUCGUCUGUCACGGGUGCUAGCAGAAAUGCCAGACAGCCCUCGGCACCAGCGAUCAAACACUCGGCAGCGGCAAUGAUCAUUCCCUUCAAAUUGAAUAUCAAGGAUUUUGAAGGGUGCGAUGGCUCUACCAUUAUGAUGGAAUGCCGGAUUUUCAACGACACCAUCCUCGAUAUUUCUAUGCUUCAAGGGGUCGAGAAAUUCGUCAAGCAGUCCCUGAUCGAGGGCUCCUCUACCCUCUCCAGUGCAUCUUUAAUCUCAUCAAUAUUUUGGUUUUUCAAGAGCGAGGGUACGCUCCACCACGAAUCUAUUAGGCGUUGGAUAUCUUCUGUUAUCCCGGCAGAUUGGAUUGCCCCAGAAGGGAUGAGCAGAUUUCAUGCUUUGGCUCUGGGGUAUCUUUUGCGGCAAAACGACAAGGGCAGCUUGAGAAAAUUGCUCUCCAUAUACGCUCCAUUUAUGCAGAUUUCAAACACAAAUCCAGCAUCCAUGGCUCUGGUGGUUCUGUUGAUUCAAAUAUGCGCGCAUAUUGGGCUUUCUGAGGCAGAGUUUUUACCUUCUUGGAAGUCUUUGCUCACAUCGAAUAGCGGAAAAGAAAUGGUGGCACUGGAGGUUUGUUCCUUGCUUGUUAAUCCAUCCAUAAAAUCGUCUGAGGAGGACAAAAUUGCUUGCGUCAAACUCUCCAUAGCUCUGUUGUCUUCUUCAAACUCGGUGAUCCGAUAUUCGGCAAUCAGAGUCCUUUUAACGCUCGCAACACACCGGCAAGACUUGCUAGCCAAAAGCCAACAGGACAUCGAAUCUUUGAUUGGGGAUCCCAAUCGCUCAGUUGCCAUCAUUGCGGUGACGAUUCUUUUGAAAAUCGGGAACGAGUCAAGCAUUGAUCGCAUUGUACCGCAUCUGAAAUCAUCACUGUCCGAAAUGCCAGAAGCCUUGAAGAGAAGCAUCCUCGAUGCAAUGACCACGUUGGCGGUUCAAUUUCCUGCCAAGGCCUCCAAUAUUAUCGGGUUUUUCUCAUCCAGGCUUAGGGAUGAGGGCGAUCACUCCCUCAAAAGGUUGCUAGUUUCUUCGAUUGACGAAAUUAUCACAUCAAUUCCAUCAACCGCUGAAGAGGAUUGCGAGUAUCCUGACGUGGCGUGUGACGUGCUUCAUAUCAUUGGACGGGACGGCCCUAAACACCCGAACCCCAUUCUGAUAUUAAGGCACGUUUUUAAUAGGCUGCUUUUGGAGGUCUCUACCGUAAGAAUGGCUGCUCUGGGUACGCUGAUAAAAUUUGGAAGCGAGUUGGAAUCAUGUCGUGAUCUUGUGGUGCAUUUAAUUAAGCAAAGGUUCGCAAUCAUUUCGCAUUCCCCUACUAGAUGCCUACAGGACGAAGACGUUGAAAUCAGAGACCGAGCAUUGAUCUUCAUCAAUUCGAUCAACUUCAAAAGCGGCGAUAUCUCCUCUCUGUAUGACGAGAAGAUUAUCGACUUGGAUUUGCUGGAACAAAGAGCAAAUUUAAUCAUUUCCGGGAAAUCCUCUUUGCAGGCGCUUGAGCAAGACGCCAACGUGAAGAAAUCUUCAAUUGUCGAAUCCAUAAAGUCUUUAUGUAAAUGUAACCGUGCCGCUGCAAACGCCGUGUCUUCUUUGGUCGGCAAGACGCUGGCAGAUCCAUCAUCGACCUCGCCAAGCAAGUUAUCCUUUGUCAUGAAUGAAGAUAUCCUUCUGCCACUCUAUGGAUGUCCCAUGGACAUUGGCUCGUUGAUCCACCAGAGCCCAGCGGUGCCACUCACAGAGCCGGACACCGAAUAUAUUGUUACGGUUACCAAAUAUUUGUAUUAUUCUGCUCUUAUUCUGCGAUUUUCGUGCACCAAUACAAUCACGCACAUCCAUCUGGAGGACCUCCACAUUAAUAUUGAAUUGCCCGAGCAGACAUGCAACCUGUUUGAUGUCAAAUCAUCCUUUAUCCCGAGUCUCAAAGGGGCAUUGGACUACACGACGUCCUCCUCAUCGUCCCAGGACCUCUAUUAUGUUUUUGUGCUAAAGGAGUCAAGCGAUAUGCUUACCGUACCGCUAGGGACGUUCCCGGCCCGCAUGUCCUUUUCCAUGCGAGAGGUUGAUUUCAUCGCAGGCGAGUUGGCUCCCAUUUCUCUGUUUGAUGUUGAAUUUUCAAUCUCAGACUAUUUGAUCCCCAAUGCCAGCGGCAAGGAAAAUGCCUGGGCAUCAAUGCCGCCUUCCUCGGAGAAGAAAAUCGUCUUCCAAGUCGGAUCUUUCGCGGGCAGCAUCCAAAUGCUAAUCGAUAAUAUUCACUCGAGCAUUGGAGGCACCCUCCGUAUGGUUGAACAUAGCGACGCACCAGCUAAUGUCUCUCCAUUUAUCAUUGAGGGCUCUUGGCUCGGAAGAUCCUCGAUCCUCAUCAGGGGGAGGGUGGGGGCUGUCGCCCAGGGCGCAUAUGCUGUCGAGCUGAUUUCAAGGACAACCAUGCCAUCGACCACGCUGAGCGAGCUUCUCCUGAGUGCUGUAUAA
Messenger RNA from Mitosporidium daphniae, 2727 nucleotides. Its product is annotated as subunit gamma of coatomer complex. Lineage: Eukaryota; Fungi; Microsporidia. The coding region runs from base 1 to 2727 and encodes 908 amino acids. Gene Ontology annotation, molecular function: structural molecule activity. Gene Ontology annotation, biological process: endoplasmic reticulum to Golgi vesicle-mediated transport; protein secretion; intracellular protein transport. The record is from RefSeq and is a predicted model, not a curated record. Gene Ontology annotation, cellular component: COPI vesicle coat; endoplasmic reticulum-Golgi intermediate compartment; Golgi membrane. The transcript has 4 exons.